AGGGAAGAAGACCCUCACCUUAGAAUCCAAAAGGCCAAUUUCACCGGACAAUCUUGACAUGCUUCCAGUUAGGCUGGCGUCCUUGCCUGGUGUGUCUACACUCUGUGUCUACAUAGGCUUCUAGGGAGACCCUGGUGCUGGAACACCUCAGUGGAAUCCCCACAGGACAUCACCAUCCCCCGGGGACUGUUAUUGCCCCUGACUACCAGGAUCGUGCACUUGUGGGGCUGUUACCCUCCUCAGCAGCUUGCUUUUCUAGGGCAAAUGUGCUGCCCCACCCCCCUUCCUGUGUGUGCCCUUGGCAGUCACAGAGGGACCCAUGGGCCACCUGGGGGAGGGAUGACGGCUGAGAGAGGACGGACUGAUGGACAAUGGCCUCAGGCCCAGGUGAUGGCUGCUGCGUUGAGAAGACAUCGUUCCCAGAGGGAGCCUCAGGCUCACCCUUAGGACCCAGGAACUUGAGUUGCUACAGGGUUUCCAAGACAGACUAUGAGUGCUCCUGGCAGUAUGAUGGCCCUGAGGACAAUGUUUCUCACGUCCUGUGGUGCUGCUUUGUCCCUCCGAACCAUACCCACACCGGCCAGGAGCGCUGCCGCUACUUCUCCUCAGGCCCAGACCGCACUGUGCAGUUCUGGGAACAGGACGGUAUCCCUGUGCUGUCCAAGGUCAACUUCUGGGUGGAGUCUCGGCUUGGGAACCGAACCAUGAAGUCCCAGAAGAUAUCCCAGUACCUGUACAACUGGACCAAGACGACCCCUCCCCUGGGACACAUCAAGGUGUCACAAUCACACCGGCAGUUGCGAAUGGACUGGAAUGUGUCUGAAGAGGCCGGUGCUGAGGUACAGUUCAGGCGCCGUAUGCCCACAACGAAUUGGACCUUGGGUGACUGCGGACCUCAGGUUAACUCUGGCUCAGGUGUGCUUGGUGACAUUCGUGGGAGCAUGUCUGAGUCCUGCCUCUGCCCUUCUGAGAACAUGGCCCAAGAGAUCCAGAUACGGAGGAGGAGGCGGCUCUCCUCAGGAGCCCCUGGAGGUCCCUGGAGUGAUUGGAGCAUGCCUGUGUGUGUUCCACCUGAAGUCCUUCCCCAGGCCAAGAUUAAGUUCUUGGUGGAGCCCCUGAACCAAGGUGGAAGGAGGCGUCUAACCAUGCAAGGACAGUCACCACAGCUGGCAGUCCCGGAAGGCUGCCGAGGCAGGCCUGGUGCGCAGGUGAAGAAGCACUUGGUGCUGGUGCGCAUGCUGUCCUGCAGGUGCCAGGCUCAGACCUCGAAGACCGUGCCCCUGGGCAAGAAGCUGAACCUCUCCGGGGCCACCUAUGACCUGAAUGUGCUCGCCAAAACUCGUUUCGGUCGCAGCACCAUCCAGAAGUGGCACCUUCCUGCCCAAGAGCUCACAGAGACAAGAGCCCUGAAUGUCAGCGUGGGAGGCAACAUGACAUCCAUGCAGUGGGCAGCCCAGGCUCCCGGCACCACCUACUGCCUUGAGUGGCAGCCAUGGUUCCAGCACAGGAACCACACACACUGUACCCUGAUUGUACCAGAAGAAGAGGAUCCUGCCAAGAUGGUGACACACAGCUGGAGCUCUAAACCUACCCUGGAGCAGGAGGAAUGUUACCGCAUCACAGUGUUCGCCUCCAAGAACCCCAAGAAUCCCAUGCUGUGGGCCACAGUCCUGUCCAGUUACUACUUUGGGGGUAACGCCUCGAGAGCCGGUACUCCACGACACGUGUCGGUGAGGAACCAAACCGGGGACUCGGUGUCCGUGGAGUGGACGGCGUCACAGCUGAGCACCUGCCCGGGGGUCCUGACGCAAUACGUCGUGCGCUGCGAGGCUGAAGACGGCGCGUGGGAGUCAGCAGAGUGGCUCGUGCCACCCACUAAAACCCAAGUGACACUUGACGGACUGCGCAGCCGAGUAAUGUACAAGGUUCAGGUGCGAGCCGACACUGCGAGGCUCCCGGGUGCCUGGAGUCAUCCCCAGCGCUUUAGCUUUGAGGUGCAGAUUUCCCGUUUAUCCAUCAUUUUCGCGUCUCUGGGAAGCUUCGCCAGCGUCCUCCUCGUGGGCAGUCUCGGAUACAUUGGCUUAAACAGGGCCGCCUGGCACUUGUGCCCACCCCUGCCUACACCCUGUGGCAGCACUGCCGUGGAGUUCCCUGGCAGCCAGGGCAAGCAGGCUUGGCAGUGGUGCAACCCUGAGGACUUCCCGGAGGUGUUGUACCCGCGAGAUGCGCUGGUGGUCGAGAUGCCCGGAGACAGAGGCGACGGGACAGAGUCGCCCCAGGCCGCCCCUGAGUGCGCCCUGGACACAAGGCGGCCCUUGGAGACUCAGAGGCAGAGGCAGGUGCAGGCACUGUCAGAGGCCAGGCGCCUGGGCCUGGCUAGGGAGGACUGUCCCCGUGGUGACCUGGCCCACGUGACACUCCCGCUGCUCCUGGGAGGUGUGACCCAGGGAGCCUCUGUACUUGACGAUCUUUGGAGGACCCAUAAGACUGCGGAGCCGGGACCGCCCACUUUGGGGCAAGAGGCCUGACUGUUGCAUCUCCAGCCUGCUCCCUCCUCAGGAGCCCCUAAACUGCAACAGCUGGUCAUAAUGGCUGUCCUAUUUUAUAGAUGUGAUUCUUGAGGCCCAGAGAAGGUGACUGUCUUGCCUGAUGUCACACAGCGUUUGCAGGACGCAGACCCAGGCCUUUCUCCCGGUUCUGUAGCACCCUUCUCUUCUCCCACCCACUCCCUCCAGCGCCUAUAGCCACACCGCCUGUGAGGGGAACAUGGAAACCUCCAAGAAGGGGAAAGUGCUUCAUGCAGCUUUGCUUGGUAUCCUCAGGGCAAGGCUGGACCCUAUCACUGGUCUGUUUAUUUUUGGGGGGGUCCUUCCAGUCUGAGGGGACAUGGUCAGUCACAGGCUCAGUUUGCCUCCAGCGUCCUUGGCUGGGGUCACAGAAUGACUCUAGAGCGUCAUAAAUUAGGUUACCUAAAAAGCAGGGCCUAGACAUUCACGGGAAGUUUAUACGUCUGGACUCAGUUUCCCUAUUAGAGUAUUGGGCACUUAAUAAAUGGGCCUUCCCAGAGACUGAGAAACUAAAUCUGGCCGUCGUGGUGCACGUCUGUCAUCCCAAUACCCAGGAGGCAGCUGCAGAAAGAUGAGCUUGGACUGCAAAGCGAGUCCGAGGGUAGCCUGGGCUACAUGAGACCCUGUCUGGAGGACAGUGUGGACAGUCACCUAGAAUUCCGAGAUAAGACCUGGGUAGUACAGAUAGUUGAGGCGAGAGGCCCAGCUCCCUUCCCAUGUGCUCGCCCGCCCGUCAAGAGGACCCUGGGUUCCCUCUUUUCCUGGCGCUACAGCCACGGUAAACGCGCGUCCGUAAUGUCUCACUUUGGCCGCUAGGAGGCAGCAGCGACGCGUGUCGCCUCCGCCCGCCCUGCACAUGAGGCUCAAAUUGGACUUUUCCAGUUUGAACUACCCAAGGUUUGAGAACCCUUUUAUAACAAGAGUAUGCGAAGCUAGUAGGGCGAGGCCUCCCAGACCUGGAACCUGCGUUAUCAUAGAAGCUUCUAGCUGGCGAAGGAGCCGUGGUCUCCGGGUCCAGCCACACAGUGGUUACACAAAUAUUUCGGUUAUGGUAGCCCGUUUCCAGUGCUGGGGUAUGUUGGGGUUCCUCCAGGGACCCCGGGAGGUUGAAGCAGAGGACACUUCUACGCUUGGGAGAAUUUGCCAACACACCUAGAGUCUGCCUGGACUCGGGUGGAGAAGGCAAGACCAGACCUGGGGGUGGAGAGUCAGUCACCAGCAUCCAGCCACGUGUGGUGGACAAACUUUCCGUGGAGUAUAUUUUGUGUCCAACAGGCUCCAUCUGGCUUCUGGCUAAGGGAAAGACGGGUGGGUGGCGGACAGAGUGACAGCCUAGAAUCCCCCUUAAGGAAGUGGGGGCGUGGCUCAGAGUCAGAGAAGCUGCCUAGAAUUUCCAAAGUGGGCUGGGGACGUGGCUCGGGGAGCAGAGUAACAAUUUAGGAUUCCUAUGUCGUGGCUCCAGGAUGGGAUGAUCAACAUAAUGCUAAUUGCCUUGGGUCUGACCAUCACCAGUGCAAAACACAGUUCCUUACUGUGUUCCAGACAUCCUGCGUGCUCAGCCCCUGUGGCAUGGGAUGUCUCACAGGCUACUGCAGGCAAACACGGAUCCAGACAUCACACCCACACUUUUUUUUUCCUUUUUUUUUUUUUUUUGGUUUUUUUUGAGACAGGGUUUCUCUGUGUAGCCCUGGCUGUCCUGGAACUCACUCUGUAGACCAGGCUGGCCUCGAACUCAGAAAUCCACCUGCCUCUGCCUCCCAAGUGCUGGGAUUAAAGGCGUGAGCCACCACGCCUUUUUGUUCUUAAGACUCCAUUCUAAGUUAACUUGCCCUUAGAGAGGCAUGGCCCCCUCCCUUGAGGUCUGAGAAAAAUCACAAAAUGUCCUUGGCAGUUACAAAAUAGACACAGCAGCUGCAGCUGGCUGGUAACAACAAAGUGGGCUAAGAAAACAUAAGUCAUUCCCAGGUCAAGGUGCUCCUUCUUGUUGUAUGCUCCCUCUGUAAGCUCUGCCCCACAGUUACCUGGCAACAACCAGGUAGGUCUGAUUCACUAUUAAAGGGGCUGCUUGCCCCCUCCUCUCUUGCUCUCUUGCUCACCCUCUCUCCCCAUUCCGUUCCCCCACUCUCUCCACAUGCUCAUGGCUGGCCUCUUCUUCUCUACUCUCUCCCUCUCUCUGCCUUUCUCUGCCUCUACUAGCCUCUUAACUCCCCUCCCCAUGCCCUGAAUAAGCUCUAUUCUAUACUCUACCGUUUUGGGGCUGGUCCUUCAGGGGGAAGGGAGGCCUUGGCAUAGGCCCACUGAGACUUCCCCUUCUCCCAUACCUGACUACGUCCCCAUAGAGGAUACCCCCAUCUUUAUCUUUUUAUAAACACAUCACCCUCCUUGUGGCUUAACCAGGUGCUUGUAAACCAAUUAGCUUAAAGACUAACACAUCUGUACCCUCUUAUGUAAUGCCAAGGCUUGGAAACCCCAGUCUCGGUGUUUGGUUUGUUGUUGUUGUUUGUUUGUUUGUUUGUUUCCCCCCUUUAGAGACCCCCUUCACUCAGACCUGGGGGUUCAGUCUCCUUCCUGUUCCAUCAGGAAGGUUGGUGGCCCGAGCUUGAUCUUCAAUAAAAACCCUCAUGCGCUUACA
Messenger RNA from Mus musculus (house mouse), 5199 nucleotides. It is a transcript of the gene Il12rb1, whose product is annotated as interleukin 12 receptor, beta 1. NCBI's taxonomy places the organism in Eukaryota, Metazoa, Chordata, Mammalia, Rodentia, Muridae. The transcript has 16 exons. The coding region runs from base 372 to 2528 and encodes 718 amino acids. The record is from RefSeq and is a predicted model, not a curated record. Gene Ontology annotation, cellular component: membrane; interleukin-23 receptor complex.